AUGGCCAUCAAUGUCCCCGGCCCGGCCGAGCCGCAUAUUGCCAUCGUCGGGGCCGGCAUCGUCGGCGUGAUCCUCGCCCUUGGACUUGCCCGGCAGAAGAUCUCGGUCCGCGUGUACGAACAGGCGGCUGGCUUCCGAGAGAUCGGCGCCGGCAUUGCCUUCUCGGCAUGCGCCCGUCGCUGCAUGGAGCUCGUGGACCCGGGGAUCAGUGAGGCCCUGAGACGGUGUGGUGCCGUUUCCGUAUCAGACGAGGACCAGGAAGACGAUUACCUGCGCUGGAUUGAUGGCUACAACCAACACCGUGCUGACGAUCCCACCUACCAGAGACCGCUGGCUCAGAUCGGUGGUGCCGGCUUCAGAGGCUGCCGACGGGACCAGUUUCUAGAGGAGCUUGCCAAGGACGUGGCCCCCGGCGGGAUCGAAUUCGGCAAACGGCUGGAGACGGUAGAACAAAAAGAGGAUGGGAAAGUGUGCCUCGUCUUUGCCGAUGGGACAAGCGCCGAUGCUGAUGCUGUCAUCGGCUGCGACGGCGUCAAAUCUCGCGUGCGCAGGUCCCUCUUCGGCGCGGACAACGAGGCUUCGUACGCCCAGUACACACACAAAGUGGCGUACCGGGGCCUCGUGCCGCUCGACCGUGCGAUCGAGGUACUGGGAGAGUGGAAGGCUCACAACUUCCACCACCACGUCGGCCCCGGCGCGCACCUGACCCACUACCCAGUGGCAAACCACACAGCCCUCAACGUUGUCGUCUUCCUGUCCGACCCCGAACCCUGGCCGGACCACAGCAACAUGGUGGCCGAGGGCACGCGCGACGAGGUCGCGGCGGCGCUGGGCGGGUGGCAUCCGACAGUCCUGGGCCUCGUCAAGCUACUCCCGGAAAAGCUGGUGACAUGGGGUCUGUUCGACCUGGGCGAAUUUCCGGCGCCGAAAUACAACGACGGCCGCGUGUGUAUUGCCGGGGACGCCGCGCAUGCGUCCAGUCCCCAUCAUGGUGCGGGGGCUUGUCUCGGGGUUGAAGAUGCACUUUGUCUCAGCGUACUCUUAGGCCAGGUCCGCGCGGCGGCCACGGCUCCCGGUGAGAGUCUGGGGACGGCACUGGCGGCGGCGUUCGAGACGUUCGACUCGAUGCGCCGUCCGCGGACCCAGUGGCUUGUGAACAGCAGCAGGCGGGUCUGCGACUUGUACCACCAGUCCGAAUGGGCGGACCAGAGACGGUGGACCAAGGCGGAGACGUGUUUUGAGGAGAUCAGGGACCGCUCGUACAAGAUUUGGCACUUUGAUGCCGACGAUAUGGUGCAGCAGAGUGUAGCGGAGUAUAAGAAGAGACUACUCGGGAAAAGGAACGGUUUUGGGAGAGAUGUGAAUGAAAAGCACGGGUACCGGCUGUGA
Molecule: messenger RNA, 1389 nt
Organism: Aspergillus thermomutatus
Lineage: Eukaryota; Fungi; Ascomycota; Eurotiomycetes; Eurotiales; Aspergillaceae
Exons: 4
Coding region: 1-1389 (462 amino acids)
Biological process (GO): secondary metabolite biosynthetic process
Molecular function (GO): FAD binding
Source: RefSeq, a predicted model, not a curated record